ACACUAAUUUAUCGCUAAGUUACUUAUUGUUAAGACUAUAAGGUCCAUAACUAACAUAUUUUUCAGAUAAUUCAUCUCUAGUUUUUGCUAAUUUGUAACGAUGAGUUUUAUUAUUUAGUUAUAAAUUUUAUUUAUUUAGCAGUACAAAGUGUCCACCGCUGGACUGCACCAUUCAGGUUUGCACUGCAUAUGGCCUUGCUUAGUGGAGAAAACUACCAGCACCAAGUUUUCCAUUUGUCAGGUACAUGCAAACUGAUGCUUGCUAGUAACAAGUUGUCAACUCAUAAAUCAAGAAUGAAAAGAGAGUUCAGUGAGCUUUAUUAUGGUUGUAAUAAACAAGAUGUGCAUGGAUUUGAGAAUAUUAAUAUGGUGCCAUCACUGGAUGAUGAUCAUAUUCAAAGUCAGCAGCAACAUCCUACUGAUUUUGAUCCUAUGGAUGAUACAGAUAUUUGGCUCAAUGGAAAUUUUCCAACUGAUUUUACUUCUCUUCAAGAUUUUCCAUGCAUGUCCUCUUCAUCCUCAACUUCCAAUUCCCUUCCUACGGAAUCUGAUCCAUCUUCAUGGGCAGUUCCAAAAUGUGAUACUGGAAAAGAUUUCGACACGAAAAUGGACACAAUUGGCAACCAAGAAUGUGUACAUGUGAUGGAAAAUCUUGGAUACAUGGAUUUAGUAGAUGGGGAUCAUGAAUUUCUUGACCCCAUCUCUUUCUUCAGUGGUGAAAGUUCACAGGAGAAUCAACAACAGAAAGGAGGAGGGGAUGAUCAAAAGGUAUCUAUUUUUCAAGGGGAUAGUGAGCUAGCACUGAUGUUCUUGGAGUGGCUAAAGCAAAACAAAGACUACAUUUCUGCUGAAGACAUGAGGAGUAUUAAGCUCAAACGUUCAACGAUUGAAAGCGCUUCGAGGCGAUUGGGAAGUACUAAAGAAGGGAAAAAACAGCUGUUGAGGCUCAUCCUUGAUUGGGUUGAACAGCACAGGUUGCAAAAGAAACAAAUGACAGAAGCACAAGCCAUUAAUCAAAUGACCCUUCAGAACACCGCCCAUUGUAAUAUUGAUCCAAAUACGUGUUUUUAUCCUCCUCAAUGGAUGGCAAAUCCGGCUUACAACGCCCCUUUAGCCGAGCCGAUGCAAGGGUACAUUAUUGGUGAUCCUUUAUUCGCGCCGCCUUUUAAUCAUACAACGAGUGUAAGUUCAAGUUCACCAGCUUCAACAGAAUAUCAACCCAUGGACACUUGUCAAUCCUGGUCUUCGUCUCAAUUUACGAUGGCGACCGCUUGUCAGUACAAUCAGUUUCCUGAUAAUGAUAAUACUAAUGUUGAUGCUACCGAUGUAACUGAUCAAUCUCGAGCAUUAUUCACUACUCAAUAUACGUACCAGCUUUUCGAUGGGCAUGGUGAGAGAUUGGCAAGGUUUGGUUCUUGUGCUACUAAAGAGGCUAGGAAGAACAGAAUGGCUAGGCAGAGAAGAGUACCGUCGCACCAUUUUCGCCAUCAGACUCAGAAUCAAAGACAGAUUAGUAAUGAGCAAAGUGUAAUGAUGGGUGGACAGAUUAAUAGUUGUGCAAUGUCUCAACCUAACAAUCCAGGAAAUUGGGUAUACUGGCCUUCUGCUGCUGCUGCUGCUGCUGCUACACCAAUUGUGAUGGUUCCACAGGCUGAUGCUCCACAAUCACUUCCAAUGGAGAGGCGAGCUUCACAGAAGCAUGGGUCGACAGACAAAAAACAGGCUUGCAGCAGAACAGAGAAGAAUCUGAAAUUUCUCCUGCAAAAAGUACUGAAGCAAAGUGAUGUUGGUAGUCUAGGAAGAAUUGUGUUGCCAAAGAAAGAAGCAGAAACUCAUCUCCCACAACUUGAAUCAAGAGAUGGAAUUUCCAUUGCCAUGGAAGACAUUGGAACUUCUCGUGUUUGGAACAUGAAAUAUAGGUAUUGGCCAAAUAACAAAAGCAGGAUGUACCUUCUUGAGAACACAGGUGAUUUUGUUCUAGCUAAUGGACUUCAAGAAGGUGAUUUCAUCGUAAUAUACGCUGACAUAAAGUGUGGAAAAUAUUUGAUACGAGGAGUAAAAGUGAGGCCGAAUGUAGCAAAAUCAGACGGCAUGCAACCCGCAAAGAAACACGUGCGUAAAACAGCUGCUGUUGCGUCCCCUCCAGUUGCGCAAGCAGUUAGAUAGUCCAGCAAAAGAGAAAUGAAUCUCAAACAAGUGAGUAGUUGCUGUCAUCUUUUAUUUUACGAAUAGUAACAGAGUAUCUGUAAACUAGAAUUCUCUGUAGCCUGACUCAUGCAAACUAAAUGUUUAAGGGGUUCGUAAUUGUUAGUCAAGGCUACUGUCUAA
Capsicum annuum is the source of this 2328-nucleotide messenger RNA. RefSeq names its product B3 domain-containing transcription factor ABI3. Lineage: Eukaryota; Viridiplantae; Streptophyta; Magnoliopsida; Solanales; Solanaceae. Gene Ontology annotation, molecular function: DNA-binding transcription factor activity; DNA binding. The transcript has 7 exons. The coding region runs from base 190 to 2166 and encodes 658 amino acids. The record is from RefSeq and is a predicted model, not a curated record.